Messenger RNA from Astyanax mexicanus (Mexican tetra), 1811 nucleotides. RefSeq lists its product as uncharacterized. Gene Ontology annotation, biological process: microtubule-based movement. The transcript is spliced from 13 exons. NCBI's taxonomy places the organism in Eukaryota, Metazoa, Chordata, Actinopteri, Characiformes, Acestrorhamphidae. The record is from RefSeq and is a predicted model, not a curated record. Gene Ontology annotation, molecular function: microtubule binding; ATP binding; microtubule motor activity. Bases 96 to 1781 code for a protein of 561 amino acids.
AGGAGAACAGUGACCCAGAGGCACCACUGGAGGGAGCACAAGCCCGUCUGGAGGGUCUGAAGGACAGUCUGUAUAAGAGGGAGCGGGAGAUCUCCAUGCUGAUGGAGGGGGACGGAGGAGCUACUGCAGUUCCACAGUCAGCAUACACCUGCCUCCUUACUGCUGUAGUAGGACAGGCUCAUCAGGUGUAUGAGGAGGUGAUGGAGGCGAGGCAGCAGUUUGAUCAGAUGUCCGAGGAGAACCGUAAAAAUCUGAACGAGGGCAGAGAGAACCUCGACGCAGCGGAGCUGCAGACCAUCCAGGAGAACCUGACAGAGACAGACAGCGCAGAACCACAGUUACAGGGGAAGGCCCAACCAGACAUCAGCGAGGCGGAUCAGCUGACUCAGGUUAAGCUGCAGAAGCGUGAGGUCAUCCAGGUGGCGCUAGAGUGCAUAAAAACAGGGGCUACACCCACAAUCAAAGGACCCAUCAAUGAAGAUGAUCUGGCAGCUCUGGAUGAGAGUGUUAAAGCCUUUGAGGAGAAUUUCAGAAAGAGUGGUUUCCUCGACGCUGAGGCUGGGAAGAGUGUGGGGCAGCACCUGCUACAACUGCAAGCCGAGCUCAAGCAGGUAAGAGAAGAGAAUAAGAAAAUCAUUGAGAAUUACACGGCCGAGCGAACGCUGAGGAAGAAAUACUACAACAUGGUGGAAGAUAUGAAAGGUAAGAUCCGAGUGUUCUGCCGAAUAAGGCCUCAGACUAAAGCAGAGCUGGCAAACGGCGGCAGCUCCAUUGUGUCGUGUCUGGAUGAUUACUCUGUGAUUCUGGAGACUCCGAGAGGACCUCGUGAGUUUCAGUUUGAUCGGAUCUUCACUGCAGAGAGAACGCAGGACGAGGUGUUUCAGGAGUCCAGCAGGCUUAUCCAGUCAGCGAUGGACGGCUUCAACGUCUGCAUCUUUGCAUAUGGGCAGACUGGCUCUGGGAAGACCUUCACCAUGGUUGGGGACAGAGAGCAUAAAAACCCUGGAAUCAUCCCCAGAACCUUCACUACUGUCUUUGAAAUCAUCCAGGAGAACGAGAGCAAGUUUGAGUUCAAGGUUUCAGCCUCCAUGUUGGAGCUGUAUAACGACCGGCUGCAGGACCUGUUUGUGAGUCCGUCUGAGGCGUUGUCCAAGCGGAUCGAAAUUAAGAAGGACAAAAAGGGGCUUGUGUUUGCUCAGGGAGCAGAGACAAAAGAGGCGACCAGCGCCGGAGAACUCUUCGCUCUCUUUGAACAGGGCUGCGCCAUUCGCCGAAUAGCUGCCACCAAGAUGAAUGUGGAGAGUUCUCGCUCUCACCUGAUCUUCAGCAUCAUGCUGGAGAGCCGAAACCUCACCAACGGUAGCGUGAGCUUCGGCAAGCUGAACCUCGUUGACCUGGCAGGAAGUGAGAGAGCAGCGAAGACAGGGGCCAGAGAUGACCAGCUCAAGGAAGCUAACUCCAUCAAUAAAUCCCUGAGCGCACUGGGUGACGUGAUCUCGGCUCUGGCGAUGGAACAGUCCCAUGUUCCCUACCGCAACAACAAGCUGACCCAGCUGAUGCAGGACUCACUGGGGGGCAACGCCAAAACUCUCAUGUUCCUCAACAUCUCCCCUUCUGACUGCAACCUGGACGAGACCCUCACCUCACUUAUAUACGCUUCCCGAGUAAAGGCGAUCACCAACCAUGCUCAGAGGAACACAGAGAGUAAAGAAAUCGCUCAGCUCAAAGAGGUCAUUUUGAGGCUAAAGUCUGGACAACCUGUAGAAGAAGUUGAUGUCUGAAUGAACCACACCUUUCUUUGGACUCAAACA